GGCCCGUCCAACCUGUUCCAUUUCUCGUUGGAGGAAGAGAAAGGAGAGAAUCGGGUUACAAGAUGGCGGCGGUGUGAUCGAAGAGCAGGACGGAGGAGGCUGGGGAAGGAGUUCGCCGAGGAAUCGCCCACACUGAUACCGGCAGCCAUGAUCGGCGGCGGAGGGAGCCGGGAAUAGAGCCGAGCCGGGGGGAGGAGGAGGAGUGCGCCAUCAUGUCCGACACCAGGCGGAGGGUGAAGGUCUACACUCUGAACGAGGACCGACAAUGGGACGACCGGGGCACCGGACACGUCUCCUCCACCUACGUAGACAGGCUGAAGGGGAUGUCCCUGCUGGUCCGGGCUGAGUCUGACGGUUCGUUGCUUUUAGAAUCAAAGAUAAAUCCGAAUACCGCAUAUCAGAAGCAGCAGGAUACGCUGAUUGUUUGGUCUGAAGCAGAAAAUUAUGAUUUGGCUCUCAGCUUUCAAGAAAAGGCUGGUUGUGAUGAAAUCUGGGAAAAGAUAUGCCAGGUUCAAGGGAAAGACCCUUCUGUGGAAGUCACACAAGACCCCAUUGACGAGUCCGAAGAGGAACGCUUUGAGGAGAUGCCUGAAACGAGCAGCUUGAUUGAUCUUCCUGAUUGUGAACUCGGUAAACUUGAAGAGAUUGCUGACCUUGUUACCUCAGUCCUGUCAUCGCCUAUCCGUAGGGAAAAGCUAGCCCUAGCCUUGGAGAACGAGGGCUACAUCAAAAAGCUCUUGCAACUUUUCCAAACCUGUGAAAACUUGGAUAACGCAGAAGGAUUGCACCAUUUAUAUGAGAUUAUUCGGGGAAUAUUAUUUCUCAACAAAGCGACUCUGUUUGAGGUGAUGUUUUCGGACGAGUGCAUAAUGGAUGUUGUGGGGUGCCUGGAGUACGACCCAGCCUUGGCUCAGCCAAAAAGACAUCGAGAGUUUUUGACUAAAACUGCAAAGUUUAAAGAAGUAAUCCCCAUAACGGACUCUGAACUUAGGCAAAAGAUCCACCAAACGUACAGGGUACAGUACAUUCAAGAUGUUAUCUUGCCCACGCCAUCUGUAUUUGAAGACAAUUUUCUGUCUACACUCACGUCUUUCAUUUUCUUCAACAAAGUGGAGAUUGUCAGCAUGUUGCAGGAAGAUGAAAAGUUUUUGUCAGAAGUCUUUGCACAGUUGACUGAUGAAGCCACCGAUGAUGACAAACGGCGUGAGUUGGUCAACUUCUUCAAGGAGUUCUGUGCGUUUUCGCAGACGUUGCAGCCUCAAAAUAGAGAUGCUUUCUUCAAAACAUUGGCCAACCUAGGAAUACUUCCCGCUUUAGAAAUUGUCAUGGGUAUGGACGAUUUACAGGUUAGAGCGGCCGCUACAGAUAUAUUUUCUUAUCUGGUAGAAUUUAGCCCUUCCAUGGUUCGGGAGUUUGUAAUGCAAGAAGCCCAGCAGAGUGACGAUGACAUUCUUUUAAUUAACGUUGUAAUAGAGCAAAUGAUUUGUGAUACGGACCCAGAGCUUGGAGGAGCUGUUCAAUUGAUGGGACUCCUGCGGACCUUGAUAGAUCCAGAAAACAUGUUAGCGACAGCUAAUAAAACUGAGAAGAGCGAGUUCUUAAAUUUCUUCUACAACCAUUGUAUGCAAGUCCUCACUGCACCCCUCCUAGCAAAUACAUCGGAGGAUGAGCCAGACAAGGGAGAUACUGCUGUCACAUCGAAGGGUAGCACGAUUUGUCCAGAUAAUUAUCAGACAGCCCAGCUGCUUGCAUUAAUUUUGGAGUUGCUGACAUUUUGUGUAGAGCACCAUACUUACCACAUCAAAAACUACAUCAUGAACAAGGAUCUGCUCAGAAGAGUGUUAAUACUGAUGAACUCUAAACAUACGUUUUUAGCCCUCUGCGCCUUACGUUUCAUGAGGAGGAUAAUUGGUUUGAAAGAUGAAUUCUACAACCGCUACAUCAUAAAGGGAAACCUUUUUGAGCCAGUUAUUAAUGCACUUCUGGACAAUGGUACUAGAUAUAACCUGUUGAACUCUGCUAUAAUAGAACUAUUCGAGUUUGUCAGAGUGGAAGAUAUAAAGUCUCUGACAGCACAUAUAGUUGAAAAUUUCUACAAGGCUCUUGAGCCUAUUGAAUAUGUUCAAACCUUCAAGGGGCUGAAAACAAAGUAUGAACAAGAAAAAGAUAGACAAACUCAGAAACUAAACAGUGUACCAUCUAUAUUGCGCAGCAACAGAUUUCGCAGGGAUGCCAGAGCGCUGGAUGAAGAUGAAGAGUUAUGGUUCAAUGAAGAGGAGGAUGAAGAGGGUGAAGCUGUUGUACCACCUGUUGAAAAGUCUAAAGCAGAGGAUGACUUUCCUGACAGUUAUGAGAAAUUCAUGGAAACAAAAAAAGCUAAAGAAAGUGAAGACAAGGAAAAUCUUCUAAAAAGGACUUCAGUAGGAGGUUUUAAGUUCACUUUUUUCUCACUCGGGCAGUUCGCUAAUGGAGCAAAUACUGCGAAUAGUAAAUCGGUGGCAGCUCAGACACCAGCAGGGUCUAAUGGCUCAUCUUCCAAAAACAUCAGCUUAACUACCACCGUAGCAUCUGCCAAGGGAAGUCUCGUUGUUGUGGAUUAUCCUGAUGAUGAAAGAGGAAGAGGAGGAGGAAGACACUCCCCAAGAAAGAGACCACGGCUUGGAUCUUAAACUGAUGCUCAUCAACAUUAGUUGUGGAUUAAAUGGCAACUGAUGUCUGAGUGAUUAGUGCGAGUCAGGACAAUUUCCCUUGAACAAUAUGGAAGUAGCCAAACUCCGCUAGAAGGUUGUCGAAGCCAAGCUUUCCUGGGAGCCCUUCCAGCGAAUCCUUGUAGGGUUAAAAGGGGUUUAAAUGAUGGGUUAGCAACGACAACCGAGAUGAUUGCUUUAGUGCAACUCCAGCAUCUUGCGUCUGGGAUGGGGAAGGAAUGGAUCAUUUAGAAGGACAUCUAUUUUAACAUUGCAGGGUUACCCUAAAAUGUAUGUCAACUAGAUGAAAUAAAAGCGGAGCGCUUUCAGUUGCAUACUGGUAAUCUUAGUUUUUUAAUGGUGCUGGCCAUGGUGUUUUAUCAGUUGCCUAUUUUAUAUUAAAAUAUAUAUGUAUAAAAAAAAAAAAAAACCUAAGGGAAGGAAAUCUAUCACUGAAGGCAAAAGAAAAAACACAAUGGAAGUAUAACCUCGGGACCAUUCUUUGUAAAUUCAAUUCCCCUGGAGUGGUAGGGAUGGGAGGGGGAUGACGCAUUGUAGUGCAUGUUAAGUUUUUAAAGAGAACGAAGAAUCUUUUCAGUGUGUAUUUUAUUAAAAAAAAAAAAUCUAAAGAACAGACAGAUGUAAUAAGUAGCCCGUCCUGCAUAACAGCACUUCCACUAAUACAGAUGCAAGGAUCAGUAGCUUCCGAAUUCUAGUCUGGAAACUGCCGUCGGCCACCUUACCAGUGCCUCAAUCUCUUGCAGUGUUACGUUUUAUGUUACAUGAACAAUGUGUAUUUUGUUGUGUUCCCUUGGUUUGAGAACACCAUAGCCGUUUUAUUUUUCUUUUUGUUCAUGCUAUACAUUUUAGGACUGAAUUCACCAUGGCUGUGAAAAACUAACCAAAGGGUUAACACCGCAAGCAGAGAGUUACCAGCAGCCAUUUUGUUCAGUAACAUUGAGACUAAUAAUGCAGGCCCACAGUAUCUUCAGCAAAAGGUGUAAUACAGCUGCUUUUAAUCCGGUCAUUUUAUACAUAGGAAUCCACAGGUCACAUUCCAUGGAUCUAAAUGGAUAACCAUAAAUUAACAAUGGCUUUGUAGUUAAACUUUAAACUUUUUUUUCAUUUCUCUUUUUUUUUUUUUUAACCCGAAUUGUAAAUAAUUUAAUAUCCACCCGUAUAUGAUCUGAGAUCAUGCUGAAGAGCUUAUUCCCUCUAUCAUUUAAGACAUACCCGGACAGCUCGGAACCUUACUCGUCCCCUUGUCACGUCAACAAAUUUGUUUCUCUUGAAAUAGUUGAAGCAGGUUUCCUAAUUUUGGAGAUUUUGUAGUUUUAAUUAUAAUUUUAGUUAUUGGUUGGAAAGAUGGGCUGUCUGUGUAGAUAUGAAGUAUAGUUCUUUUUUCCAUAAGAAAACAGAAGUUUAUUUUGUAUUAAAUACCACUGUACUUGUUCUACACCAUUUGUAUACAUUGUGGUGAUAUUAAUGCUGACCUGUAAAAUUCAGAAUUAAAAUGUGACCCUGUAAUUCAAAA
This is a messenger RNA of Rana temporaria (common frog), 4221 nucleotides long. It is a transcript of the gene PPP4R3B, whose product is annotated as protein phosphatase 4 regulatory subunit 3B. The record is from RefSeq and is a predicted model, not a curated record. Gene Ontology annotation, cellular component: protein phosphatase 4 complex; nucleoplasm. NCBI's taxonomy places the organism in Eukaryota, Metazoa, Chordata, Amphibia, Anura, Ranidae. Gene Ontology annotation, molecular function: protein phosphatase activator activity. Gene Ontology annotation, biological process: protein dephosphorylation; DNA damage response.